AUGGCGGCUCAGUCGAAACUACACAGCCCAUCCAUAGCUACUGAGAGCAUGGUCAAGCGCAUUAUCAGCGAGCUCACAGGACGAUAUCUCGAGCAUCGGACGAAAAUAACCCGCGCUGUCUAUCUCACACUUUUUAUCACAUUGGUAAACCGCAUCCGAAAUGCAAUAGCAGAGCAAAAAGCUGCCUCUGCACGUGCGGAGGCUAGUAAAAGAGCUGGCACCACAGCAGCAGACAGAGAAGUCUCGACAAGGAAGAAGGUUGAGCUAAACAGGGAGUUCUUCAAGAACCUCCUAAGACUGCUGCGAAUAGUAAUUCCUGGAUGGAGAAGCAAAGAGCUAAGACUGCUCAUAAGUCAUAGUGUGUUUUUGGUACUGCGUACGUUAAUCAGUCUAUACGUGGCUGAACUCGAUGGACGGUUGGUCAGCAGUCUGGUGCGAGGAAAGGGCAAAGAUUUCUUGACCGGACUCGUAUGGUGGAUGGCUGUCGCAGUUCCAGCGACUUUCACAAACUCUAUGCUCUCCUACCAUCAAUGCAAGCUCUCCUUACAGUACCGCACCCGCCUCACACAUCACAUCCACUCCAAAUACCUCUCGAACAUGACCUUUUACACUCUUUCGGCCCUUGACGAUCGAAUAAAGAAUGCCGAUCAACUUAUAACAGUCGAUGUUGCCAAAUUUUCAAACAGCUUGGCAGAGCUAUACUCCAAUCUUGCAAAGCCGGUACUAGACAUGGUGGUCUAUAACUACUCGCUUUCAAGAAGCGUGGGAGGAGAAGGAUUGUUCUUUAUGGGCAUGCUCGUGCAAUUAUCAGCAGGCGUCAUGCGCGCUCUGACACCGCCUUUCGGAAAAUAUGUUGCCGAUGAAGCAAUACUAGAGGGAGAGUUUCGCUUCCAGCAUUCAAGGCUGAUAGACUAUAGCGAGGAGGUUGCUUUGUAUGCAGGACAUGAGGCUGAGAAAGACACGUUGGACAAGGGCUAUUUCACUCUUAUCAAGCACGUUAAUAGGAUCCUGCGGCGGCGAUUCUACCACGGCUUUAUGGAGGAUUUCGUCAUAAAGUACUUCUGGGGUGCACUUGGGCUCUUGCUUUGCAGUGUUCCCGUCUUCUUCAAGAUUCCAGGUGUUCAAGGCGAGAGCAUAGGUGAUAGGACAGAAAGCUUUGUAACAAACAGACGCAUGCUGCUCAUGUCUUCCGAUGCAUUCGGUCGCGUUAUGUUCUCAUAUAAAGAGAUCACCGAGCUUGCUGGUUACACAUCUCGCGUGGCCACACUCCUCGAUGUUAUUGAUGACAUUCAAGCUGGACAUUUUGAGAAAAAGCUUGUAUCGUCAGCUAGCUCUCUGGAGAGUGCAACAGUUCUCGGCGGCCGUGGAGUAGUAACAGAAGGGUCAGACAUCGAGUUCAUUGAUGUACCUAUUGUCUCGCCCAACGGCGACAUCCUCGUCCGAGCACUUAGCUUCACGGUCAAGCCUGGUGAGCAUCUUCUCAUUGUUGGGCCAAACGGGUGCGGCAAGUCGUCUCUUUUCCGUAUCCUUGGCGGCCUAUGGCCUGUGUACGGCGGCAAGGUUCGCAAACCCCCAUUCGAAGAUAUUUUUUACAUCCCUCAGCGCCCAUACCUUUCUCGUGGCUCUCUCCGCCAGCAAAUCACUUACCCAGAUGGCUUACGCGAGAUGCGCGACAAAGGCAUCACUGACGAUGACCUCUUCCGCGUCCUCACUGUGGUCGAGAUCCAACACAUUGUCGACCGACCUGGAGGCUGGGAUGCUGAGCAGGAGUGGGCUGAUGUACUGUCCGGAGGCUUGCAGCAACGUGUCGCUAUGGCACGACUCUUCUAUCAUGCGCCCCGUUACGCAAUAUUAGAUGAAUGUACAAGCAGCGUGACGCUGGAGAUUGAGCGUGUGAUGUACGACGAGGCGAAAAGACUAGGAAUUACGCUCAUGACUGUAAGCCAUCGCAGGAGUUUGUGGAAGUACCAUGAGAAAAUACUGCAGUUUGAUGGGCAGGGAAAGUAUAUCUUUACGAAACUAGAUGCAGAAAGGAGAUUGCGACUAGAAGACGAAAAAGAAGAGCUCGAUCUCCAGCUUCGCGCGAUUCCUGACAUUGAGGCUCGAAUCACCGAAUUGACCGCACAGUGA
Messenger RNA from Pseudovirgaria hyperparasitica, 2130 nucleotides. RefSeq lists its product as uncharacterized. The transcript is spliced from 4 exons. The record is from RefSeq and is a predicted model, not a curated record. Gene Ontology annotation, molecular function: ATP hydrolysis activity; ATP binding; ABC-type transporter activity. The coding region runs from base 1 to 2130 and encodes 709 amino acids. Gene Ontology annotation, cellular component: peroxisomal membrane. Lineage: Eukaryota; Fungi; Ascomycota; Dothideomycetes; Acrospermales; Acrospermaceae. Gene Ontology annotation, biological process: very long-chain fatty acid catabolic process; long-chain fatty acid import into peroxisome; peroxisome organization.